Molecule: messenger RNA, 4767 nt
Organism: Linnemannia hyalina
Lineage: Eukaryota; Fungi; Mortierellomycota; Mortierellomycetes; Mortierellales; Mortierellaceae
Source: the annotation of a GenBank genome assembly
AUGGAUUUCACCCUGUGUUUCCAGAACAGUGUGGUGACACUCAUCCCAAGCGUGUUCUUGAUGAUCUUCAUAUCCCCUCGCCUUUUAACAGUCGUCGGCAAGGGUCGUCUUGAGGGUGUCAAAGUAACCCCUGUCUUUGUUGUCAAGAUGCUGACCACCCUUGCUGCGUUCGCUGUCCAGCUGGGAAUCCUCAUUAAGGUUAUCUCCGACAAUGACCUCUAUGGCGGUUCCAGCAUUUUGAGUUCCGCCGUCUACUUGGCUGGACUGGCGGGAGCGUUGUUGCUGCACUGGUUUGAACACUACAACAUGCCAAACCCCUCCUCCUCCCUCCUCCUCUUCUGGCUUCUCACAACCCUCCUCUCCAUCUUCCCUACCCGCUCCUGGAUCCAAACCACCCCCGACGGUCUCUCUGCCACACUCCCUACCCUCAAACUCGUCUUUUCAAUCCUCGCCCUCUUCGCUUUCAUCCUUGAGAACAUCCCGAAGCCCAAUUACAAGUCGUUGGUGCGAUCCGGUGGAGUCCCAGUCCCGGAACAAUCCAAUCCUUCCCCGGAACCGCAUUCGAAUUAUUUUAAGAGGUUAACGUUCUUCUGGUUGUUCCCUCUCCUCCGCCUCGGAAAGUCGCGGACCUUGAAGAUGGACGAUCUCUACAACCUCAACCCAAAACUCCUCAGUUACCCUCUUUACCUCACCACCACGGCCAAACUCCACGCCGACGAAGCCAUCGCCCUCGAUAACAAGGCCCAGGACGCAGCAGCUGUCAAGAAGUCCCAGGAGGCUGGCGACACCACGAAGGUGGCGACACGAAUCACGCCAAAAAUUAACCUUUCCGGGACGAUUUUCCACACUGUCGGAUACACCUUUAUGACAGCCGCGAUUCCUAGGGUUUUCUAUAUCGUUUGUUAUUACAUCCGCCCGAUCUUGUUCUCCGAGUUGGUGGCCUUUGUUUCUAGUUAUUCGCCUGCUUCCAAGGCGAGGGGGAUUGAACCACUCGCGCCAUGGAUUGGGUUUGGGUACGUGAUUGCCGUCGUCGCCGCCUCGAUCCUCUCCUCUCUCUUUGACGGACAGUUCCAGUUCAUCAACUACAACGCAGGACUCAAGGCUCGCAGCGUCUUUGUCACCCUCGUCUACCGCAAGUCCCUCCGCCUCAGCUCCACCAACAAACAGGAGGGUAUGGGCUCGAUCGUCAACCACAUGUCCACCGAUGUUGACAAGGUCGUGGCCUUCUUUGACAUUAUUCACCUCCUCUGGUCAGCCCUCGUCGAAGUCAUCAUUACCAUCGCAAUGCUCUACAAAGAAGUCCGCUACACCAUUUUCGCCUCCCUCGGCGUCGUCGUCGUCAUGAUCAUUAUCGUCGGAAUCUGCUCCCCCGCGGUUGGCAAGAACCAAAAGGCCUCCAUGAAGGCCUCGGACCAUCGGAUGAAACUAAUCACAGAACUCGUGGGAGCCAUCAAAUCGAUCAAGUUGUACGGAUGGGAGGAGUACUUUGUCAAGAAGAUUACGACCGCCAGAAAUGAGCAAUUGAUGUACCUCCGCCGGUUCUUCUCCUGGAUCACUGCUGUCGUUACAGUCAUCAACAUGAUCCACCCGUUUGUGAUUUUCGUCACCCUCGCCGUUUAUUCUUCCGUCGCUCCCGCAGAUGCACCCCUGGAUAUCCGUCGCAUUUUUACGACCAUUACUCUGAUCGGCAUGUUGGAGGACCCAGUGGGUCUGUUGAGCAGCUCAAUGUCUGCGAUCGUCACCGGCCAAGUCGCAUACGGUCGUCUGAGCGGGUUCCUGAACUCGGAAGAGAUUGAUGAGACCAAUGUUAUCAAGAACCCAGAUGCCACUGCCUCGGAGAUCGCCUUUGAGGUCACCAACGGAACCUUUGGAUGGUACACUCCCGAAGCUAUCGAUGCCGCGAUCGAAAAGAAGGCCAAGGAGGAUGAGAAGAAGGCCAAAGAGGAGGCCAAGAAGAACAAGAAGAACAAGAAGGCACCUGUUGCCCCCGCCACCGCUGAACUCGAGUCCUCCACCACUUUGGACGAGAAAUCUGAUCCCACCGUGACUGAUGAGAAAGCCGCCCACACCGCCUCAGAAACCCUACCUGCCACCCGCGAUAGCAUGGGCCCUGUCAUGCACGAUAUCAACCUCCAGAUCCGUCGUGGCGCCUUGACAGCUAUCGUUGGCCGUGUCGGCGAGGGAAAGUCGUCGCUUGUCGGCGCUCUCCUUGGUGAAAUGUACAAGUACUCUGGUCAAGUCCGCUCCUUCGGUUCUCUCGCCUAUGUUAGUCAGACAGCCUGGAUUCUCAAUGCUACUGUUCGCGAGAACAUUCUGUUUGGUCGUCCCUUUGACAAGGAGCGCUAUCUCGAGACUAUCCGUUCUUGUGCCCUAGUUCCCGACUUCAAGAUGCUCGUCAGUGGUGACAAGACCGUCAUCGGUGAAAAGGGUAUCAACUUGUCGGGUGGUCAGAAGCAGCGCAUCUCCAUCGCCCGUGCAGUCUACGCCAACGCAGACGUGUACAUCCUCGACGACCCGCUCUCAGCCGUCGACGCCCACGUCGAUCAUCACAUCUUCAAACACGCACUCACCACCAUCCUUGCCGACAAGACUCGUAUCCUGGUCACCAACGGCGUUAAUCACCUCAAGGAGGUCGAUCAGAUCAUUGUUAUCAAACAAGGACGGAUCACACAGGAUGGCGCGUAUGAGGACCUUAUCCAGAACGUUGACGGUGAUCUAUACCGUCUGAUCCAGGAGUCCAAGCUGGUCGCUAGUAAGGAGGAUAAUGCUCCGUCAUCAUCGUCAUCAGUUUCGGAAGCUUCUGAGUCCGAGUUGGAGGAGGAUAAGGCAUCUAUUGUCGCCUCCAUUUCUGAGAAGGAGUCCCUUCCUACCUUCACCACCGAUCGCCCAGCUGGUCCCGUCAAACGCCCGACAUUUAAGCGCGCCAAAUCCUCCAAAGCUAACAAACAGGGCGACGACGACCACCACCUCGAGAUCGACGAAAAGAACGAAGUCGACGAAGAGAUCACCACCGAGGGCCGCGUAGGAUGGGAAGUCUACAAGUACUACAUUACCUCCAUCGGUAUCGUAUCCUGCACAAUCUUCCUCCUCUCCACUCUUGUUAACCUCGCUGUCCUGGUCGGGACACAACUCUGGCUCGAGAGGUGGGGUAAUAGUACCGAGAUGGCCGCGGCAGGUCUGGCACCCGAGUCGCACUCGGAUACUUACUGGGUCGUCUCGUACUUUGCAUGGGUGCUUGCGGGCGGUAUCACCCUCGCCGGAGCGAUUGGAUUGUCGAUGAUUGUCAUGGCCCAGCGGGGUUCCCACUUCCUCCACGCCGCCAUGCUCCGCCCUCUUGUCCGCGCACCCAUGAGUUUCUUUGAUAUCACAUCCUCUGGAAAGAUCGUCAACCGGUUCUCGCACGACAUCAACGCCGUCGACAUUGAGCUUCCUCUCCAAUUCGUCAACAUGCUCUUCAUCUCCACCAUGGCUAUCUCAAUCUUUGUCUUCUGUAUCCUCGCCACCCGCUGGUUCUUCGCAAUCAUGGUCCCUCUCGGAAUCUGCUACUACAUCCUCGGCGGGUUCUUCCUCGUCUCCUCCCGGGAACUCAAACGUCUCGACUCGGCAGCCCGCUCGCCCAUGUAUGCCCACUUUGGAGAAACCCUCGCAGGUCUCGUAACAAUCCGCGCAUUCAACGAUACAGAACGCCUCGCCAUUCAAGCAACAACCCUCCUGGACCGGUCCCAAACCACAGGCUACUUGACAAACAUGACCAACCGCUGGCUCCAAAUCAUGAUCGACCAACUCUCAACCCUCACACUCGGCUUUGUAUGCUUAAUGGCAGUCGUCCAACGCGAAGGCAGCGCCGGCAACUUUGCAAUCAUGCUCUCCAACAUCGGCGUCUUGACCCUCAUCAUGUCCCGCAUCCUCUCCACCUCCUGCUUGAUCCAAACGUCCAUCGUCUCCGUCGAACGUGUCCGCGAGUACUCAAACCUCACACCCGAGGCCCGUGAUGUCAUCCCUGAUUCCAAAACCGACCCCGCUUGGCCUCAGAAUGGUGCGAUCGAACUCAAGGACUACAGUGUCCGCUACCGUGAAGGUCUGGACUUGGUCCUCAAGGAUGUGAGUGUCAAGAUUCAGCCCGGAGAGCGCGUCGGAAUCGUCGGCCGCACAGGCGCCGGCAAGUCCAGUGUAACCCUCGGCCUCUUCCGCAUCAUCGAAGCUGCUACCGGCUCUAUCACUAUUGACGGGAUCGACAUCUCCACCCUCGGUCUCCACGAGCUCCGCUCCCGUUUGACCAUCAUCCCCCAAGAGCCCUUCCUCUUUGGCGACACAAUCCGUCUCAACCUCGACCCUUUCUCAUCCCACACUGACGCCGAGAUCUGGUCCGCCCUCGAAUCCGCCUCCCUCAAGCCCUACAUCACCACCCUCUCCGAAGGUCUCUCAACCGUGAUCGAAAAUGGUGGCGAGAACAUGUCCCUUGGUCAACGCCAACUCAUGUCCCUUGCACGCGCGAUGCUGGCCAAGAGCACCCGUGUUCUCUGCCUUGACGAAGCCACCGCCGCCAUUGAUGUCGAGACCGACAACGCCAUCCAACGCGCUUUGAGGAGAGAGUUCCAGAACUGUACCGUCCUCACGAUCGCCCAUCGUAUUAAUACGAUCAUGGACAGUGACAAAAUCCUAGUUCUCGACCAGGGACGCGUCGCAGAGUUUGAUUCCCCUACGAACCUGUUGGAAAAGAAGGAUGGGUUGUUCUAUGGUCUUGCAGCCCAGAGCGGCAACGUCUAA